Messenger RNA from Fukomys damarensis (Damara mole-rat), 2706 nucleotides. It is a transcript of the gene Stard7, whose product is annotated as StAR related lipid transfer domain containing 7. The annotation marks the transcript as partial. Lineage: Eukaryota; Metazoa; Chordata; Mammalia; Rodentia; Bathyergidae. Gene Ontology annotation, molecular function: lipid binding. The record is from RefSeq and is a predicted model, not a curated record. The transcript is spliced from 8 exons.
GCGCAGCUCUACGGCCGCCUGUACUCGGAGAGCUCGCGCUGCGUCCUGCUCGGACGACUGUGGCGCAGGCUGCGCGGCCGCCCGGGCCAUGCUUCUGCCUUGAUGGCGGCCGUCUCCGGUGUCUUCGUGUGGGAAGAGGAGAGAAUCCAGGAGGAGGAGCUGCAGAGAUCCAUUAAUGAGAUGAAAAAGUUGGAGGAAGUAUCAAGUAUAUUUCAGAACUCUGGAGUUGAGUGCCAUCCUCCAGAACCAAAAUCCCAAACAGGAGGGAAUGAAGACUCGAAGGACAAAGAACAGCCAUGGGAGAUGGUGAUGGACAAGAAGCAUUUCAAGCUGUGGCGGCGCCCCAUCGUGGGCACCCACCUAUACCAGUACCGAGUUUUUGGAACCUACACAGAUGUGACACCUCGGCAGUUCUUCAAUGUUCAGCUGGACACUGAGUAUAGAAAGAAGUGGGAUGCCCUGGUGAUCAAGCUGGAGGUGAUUGAGAGGGAUGCAGUUAGUGGUUCUGAAGUUCUUCACUGGGUGACCCACUUUCCUUAUCCAAUGUACUCUCGGGAUUAUGUUUAUGUGCGGCGGUAUAGCGUGGAUCAAGAAAACAAUGUGAUGGUGUUGGUGUCACGGGCUGUCGAUCACCCUAGCGUGCCAGAGUCCCCGGACUUUGUCAGGGUCAGAUCAUAUGAAUCCCAAAUGGUCAUCCGUCCCCACAAGUCAUUCGAUGAGAAUGGCUUUGACUACCUGUUGACAUACAGUGACAAUCCCCAGACUGUGUUUCCGCGCUACUGUGUCAGUUGGAUGGUUUCCAGUGGCAUGCCAGACUUCCUGGAGAAGCUGCACACUGCCACUCUGAAGGCCAAGAAUAUGGAGAUCAAAGUGAAGGACUACAUCUCGGUGAAGCCUCUGGAAGUGAGCAGUGAGGCCAAGGCCACUGUCCAGUCCUCCGAGCGGAAGAGCGAGGGCAGCUGCAGCCCAGCUCGUAUUGAGUAUGCCUGAAGGGCUGUAGCAUGAGAAAGGACAGGCACUGCCAGCCCUGUCUCAAACCUUUAUCACUGCUGCAGCACGGAGACAAGCCACAAGUGUUGGAAAGCAUCUGCGGGAAUGACCAGUGCAGGACCGUCUCAUGACUGGUGUCUGGUGUCAUUCAGAGGCCUGCUGCGCUCUGUCAGAGAGAGGACGUCCGUGGAGGCCUAGUCAUGUUCUCGGGCUGACCAUCCUGAAAUGCGAUAUUUCACUGAGCUCGCCUGGAACGGCCCUCGAUUCUCAGGCCACGAGGGGAUGCCAUUUGCCUCCUCCGAGGAAUUUCCUCAUGACAUUCCAAACUCUGCCAUUGGCUUCUGACCUCCUCAGGCUCCGUGGGUCACCUGGGAAGCAUGGCUGGUGGUGGCUUCUCAUAAGGGGUCACAGGCAGUGCUCUUGGUAACAAUCCUGGUGCAAAUGAGUGUGAAUGAUACAUGGCCAUUCCAAGUGCCUUGUCCUCACCUCGCUUUUAUCUUUAGGACACGAAGUUUGUACCAAGACAUUUCUCCUGUAAAGUACAUCCCGCUGACUGAGUGGGCCCCAAAGUUCCCUCGAACAGCCAGUGGUAUUCUUGCACUGUGUACCAGAUCAUUGCCUCAUUCCCAGACUUAGCCCAUUUGCCGGGAACACUGGAGCUGCGUCCUCUCAGAUGGUGCUUCUGUGUCAUCGGUAUCAAUAGGGCCAGUGGAAAUGCUUACAACAUCACAUUUAAAUUCGAUUUAGGGCCAGAGAUUUAGCUCAGUGGCACUGCGCCUGCCUCGCAAGCGCAAGAUCCUAAGUUUGAUUCCUGGUACCAAAAAAUAAAAUAAAUCAAUUUAAUUUUUUAAAUAUUUGUGUCAAAAAGGAAUUGAAUGAGAUUUUUCCUUAGUCCUGCUGUUCAGAAAAGCUUUGGAUCAGGCAUUGUUUCCUCCACUUCAGAGUUGAUUUGUCCUCUUUAGAAGGCUGGUGGCAGAGGAGUGGGCUGGGCCUCCCUCUGGAAACACUCGCAGAGGGCUCAGAGUGGGUAGGCCACAGUGUGGACAGAUAGAUGGAAUGUUGCCCAGACACUGACAGAGCAUGGAUAUGGCAUGUGUGACCCUCUUGUUGCUCUAGAAAGUUUUCCUUUUCAGAGCUGAAAUAAAGGCAAGAUAAGGUUACACCAGAUGGCAUUGGCUUGGCCUCACUGGUUUUUCUUGUGGUCAUGUUGCAAUCUCUUGGGAGAAUAGGGAUCAAGUUUUGAAUCCGCCCUCUUUUCUGGAGUUUAAAUGGCUGAGUUUCCCCUUUUUUCUUGCUUGCUACCCUGUUAACGUUGAAAAAGAAAUCUAAACCAGAGACUAAUUUAAGCCCCUCCUUGACCUCAUUGCCUGUUCAGUUUUUUGCCAAGGACUAAAUAACUACUCCACUGUUUGUUGCCCUGUCAGAGUGGACAGAGAGCAGACCUGCAGUGAGAAGUCCUCUCCCAGGACCUAGCUGAAGCCUGGAACAGUCCUGUGUUCCAUCCGACCUCAGCACCUGUGGUCGUGAGUGGGUGUGCAUGUGAGUGGGUGUGUGAGUGUGUGCACAGGUGCUCAGCAAUUGGGGUCGCCCCUGUUCUCACUUAGUCAUUUGGUUAUGUACAGUUAUUUCUGUCAUUGUAAUUUCACUCCUAACUGUGAUGUUUUUAACAAAUGUGUGAAUAAAUAUAUAAAGAUUGGUUGGUACAAAAGAGUUUGU